AUGUCUAAGAGAACAAACGACGGCGAUGUCAUCGCAAACCGCAUAAGUCUGCUCGAGGCAAAAGGACAGAAGCUCUUGGCGUCGCUGUACGGAUCGCGCCCUGACUGGGACACCACAAAUGAUGCUACCCAGUCACGGGAUGAAGACGAUGACCAAGAUCUGAAACAAAACUAUGCUCACGACAGAAUCGGUCUUGGCGGUAUACUCCCUAAGGAUAUCGAAGAUGGCAGCUUUACCCGCAGGAUAGUUACCUCGGACGAUAAGCUUCUACAGCAGCUGAUCGGGAAAAAGAAGGCAAAAGCACAUAUUUCUGCAAAGCAGGAAGCUGCGAGACCCACUGCAGCAGCCAAAGCACAGCAGUACAAGAAGCAGGCUGCAAAGAAGGAAGAGUCGGAUGAUGACGACGAGGGGAGAGCCGCGACAUUCAAGUCCAAAAGGCAGGCAAAGAAAGAGAACCAACAAGCCAAGAAAGUCGACAGCGAUGACGAAGAUGAAGAGACGAGGGCAAAGAGGUUAGAAGGCGGCGCGGUGAAAGAAGAAGAGGGGACGUCGAAAGAAAAAGUAGUUAUGGAAGUUCAGGCGGACGCAAAACCUGUCAAGCGAGAGGUUGAUGACGAAGAAGCGGAAGCAGACGUGACGCAACCAGCUCCCAAGAAAGCGCGAACCAAACCAAAGAGUUUCCUUGACGAGAUCCUGGCCGAACGAUCGAAGAAGAAGAGCAAGAAAUCAAAGGCAUGA
This is a messenger RNA of Alternaria burnsii, 738 nucleotides long. RefSeq lists its product as uncharacterized. The coding region runs from base 1 to 738 and encodes 245 amino acids. Lineage: Eukaryota; Fungi; Ascomycota; Dothideomycetes; Pleosporales; Pleosporaceae. The transcript is spliced from 2 exons. The record is from RefSeq and is a predicted model, not a curated record.